Ixodes scapularis (black-legged tick) is the source of this 2033-nucleotide messenger RNA. RefSeq names its product retinal dehydrogenase 1. The record is from RefSeq and is a predicted model, not a curated record. The transcript is spliced from 12 exons. NCBI's taxonomy places the organism in Eukaryota, Metazoa, Arthropoda, Arachnida, Ixodida, Ixodidae. Gene Ontology annotation, molecular function: aldehyde dehydrogenase (NAD+) activity. Bases 293 to 1768 code for a protein of 491 amino acids.
GUGUUUCGAGCUCGCGGCAGGAGGACGGCAGCAGUUAUCAUCAAGUGCUUCGUGAGACGCGUCUCUUUCCCGAGCGAGUUCGGCGAUCCCUGAUAGCGCCAGUUGUGUCGCAGUUCUCGUCGCGGUUCACGAGUUGAUAACGCGAAUUGUGGACCCUCCCCCUCCCAGCGGUGAAGAGGAGUAGCGCCUGUUAUUAGUCUAGCUCGGAGAAAGUCGGUCGACUGCGUCGUGUAUAGCUGCCGGAGGGUUCUGUAGAGAGAAUUCGGGAUUUGCACGUUCUUCGCCGCCCAAGAUGCCUGCCAUCCGCAACCCGGAGAUUAAGUUUACCAAGAUCUUCAUCAACAACACCUUCGUCAACUCCAAGUCCGGCAAGACUUUCCCGACAUACAACCCGGCAACCGAAGAAAAAAUUGCCGAUGUCCAGGAGGGCUUCAAGGAGGACAUUGACGAAGCCGUGAAAGCCGCCAGAGCAGCUUUUAAGCGCGGCUCGCCAUGGCGUACCAUGAACGCUUCCAAGCGUGGACAACUACUAAACAAGCUGGCGGAUCUUCUGGAAAAGAACAUUGACUACUUGGCGAGUCUUGAGAGUUUGGAUAACGGAAAGCCUUUUGAGUCCUCGGUGGGGGACAUCAAGUUCAGCGUGGCGAGCAUCCGCUACUGUGCGGGCUUUAGUGACAAGGUGCACGGAAAGACAAUUCCCAUGGAUGGCAGCACAUUCGCAUACACCAGACGAGAACCUCUUGGCGUCAUUGGUCAAAUCAUUCCGUGGAACGUCCCCAUCGUGAUGCUCUGCUGGAAGAUCGCUCCAGCCCUCUCCAUGGGCAACACUGUGGUGCUCAAGCCUGCCGAGCAGACACCUCUGACUGCGCUCUUCGUGGCCAGUCUCGUCGUCGAGGCAGGCUUCCCGCCUGGGGUCGUCAACAUUGUGCCAGGUUACGGAGAGACUGCGGGAGCCGCACUUUCUGGGCACCCGGACGUCAACAAGAUUGCCUUCACCGGGUCUGUCGAUGUAGGAAAGCUGAUGCUCAAAGCUUCCGGUGACUCAAACUGCAAACGUGUGUCCCUGGAGCUAGGCGGGAAAAGUCCACUCAUCAUCUUCCGCGAUGCUGAUCUGGACCUGGCGGUGCAGUUGGCCCACCACUGCCUUUUCUACAACCAGGGCCAAAUCUGCUGCGGUCCCACUCGCACCUUCGUCCAUGAGGACAUCUACGAUGCCUUCGUGGCCAAGUCUGUGGAACUGGCCCAGAAGAGGAUUCUCGGAGACCCGUUCGACGAGAAGACCAUGCAGGGCCCGCAGGUGUCCAAGGAACAAAUGGAACAAGUCUUGAAGUACAUCGAGUGCGGCAAAUGCGACGGCGCUAAGCUACAGUACGGUGGUAAGCGCCUGCCGAGAAAGGGCUAUUUCAUUGAGCCCACCGUGUUCUCGGACGUCGAAGACCACAUGACCAUCGCCAAGGAAGAGAUCUUCGGCCCCGUUCAGAACCUCUUCAAGUUCAAGACCACCGAGGAAGUCAUCGAGAGAGCAAACAACACGACGUACGGUCUCGCUGCUGGUCUCAUCACCAAGGACGUGGACACCGCCCUCGUCGUAUCUCAGGCCCUGGAGGCUGGGACCGUGUGGGUGAACACGUUCAUGGAAUGGAGCCCCCAGACGCCCUUCAGCGGUUACAAGAUGUCCGGCAUCGCCCGGGAAAUGGGCAAAGACGGAAUUCUAGAAUACACCGAAGUCAAAACGGUCGUCACCAAGAUGUCGGAGAAAAACUCGUAAGAGGACUCCGUGGAACGUCUCUGUGCUGUGUUUCUGCAAUUGAGGCUAAAGCACCAAAUAUAUCCAAGGGAUCUAUAAACUCGAUUUUGCUUUUAUUAUAAUUUUACGGUUGAUUUAGAAGCUUCCUUGGGACGGUCACCUUUCUGCGAGAAUAUUUGAAGGUCCGAAUUACUUCCACUUCGAUAAAUGUCCAUCCAUAAAGGCCUUAGCGGCGGUGAAUGUCGUCGAUGUAUGCGGGAUAAAUAAAAUGGUUUAAUAUAUGCAC